Molecule: messenger RNA, 2522 nt
Organism: Ostrea edulis (European flat oyster)
Lineage: Eukaryota; Metazoa; Mollusca; Bivalvia; Ostreida; Ostreidae
Exons: 2
Coding region: 175-2403 (742 amino acids)
Source: RefSeq, a predicted model, not a curated record
GAAAUUAUUUAAAUUAAUCGAUUGUAAAUCAUCAUGAAAAAGUAGAUGUGUAUUGUAUCUAAUUACGAUGUAAUUUAUGACAUAACGAGACGUAUCGAGGAUGGGGUCUUUGCCAUAAAUAUUGAGAUUUGAUUGAACUGCGACCACACGAUUGGGAUUUGUCAAGCUUGGAGAAUGGAGUCGCGGUGGAUUGUUAUCUGUCUGGUUCUGCAAUAUGUGUAUGGACAGGGUCCCGGGCAGGGAACAGAUCCCCUGGGGGACUUUAACUUUGAUGCCUUGUUGGCAGAACUCGGCCCUUUACCUGGCGGAUCCUCUCCUGGGAGACAAGGAACUUUAAAAACAUCCUCCCCUGGAAAUUUAGGAUCCGCAAUAUCAGAUAUUUCAAAGCAAACAGGACCAGGAUCCGACUUAAACUUGGAGGCCGCUAUUAAUGACAUUACCAAAGAGCUCGAACAAAACUUCGCAGCGGAUCCUAGUUUACAGGGACUCAUGACUGGCAAUUCUGGAGAUUUCAGUAAUUUUGAUGCUCUUUUCAAAACGUUCGGAAGCGAAGCCACGGGAACCGCCAACGCCAAUGCUCUUGGAAAGACGGGGGGAGGUGCAACACCAUCUGGUAUUUCUUCUGACCUACUGGGGUUUAGUUCGGGAAAUAAUGCCCUACCUGGUGGCCAAUCGUUCUCGACUCCAAACAGUGGAACGGAAGGCAUGACAAUGGCGAAUAUUCUGGGUCAAGAUACUAGUAAUUUCGGUGGUGAUAUUCCCAAAUCCUUAACAGACGCACUGACCAACAUUGGAGGAUCUCAAUCUGCCCCUUCUCAAAACUCUGUUGGAAGAAGUGAAAAUAGCAUAGUUGAGCAAAACAAAGGAAGUAUUCAAGAAAUGUCAUUUCCGAGCAUCAGUGAACUGUCCUCACGUUCCUCCGGAUCGGCGGCGGAUACAAAUGAACUCACCAAUUCCUUUCCGCAUGACCUUUUUACCCAAACAGUGAACUCCCAGCCGGCAUCUCCACAGACAGCUAACACCGGCUCUGCUAGAUCAGACAGCCAAACCAAAAACACUCCCUUUCCUGCCGCCACCUUCGAACAGAGCAGGUCACCCUUCACGGCACAGCUUCCUGAUCUUAACUUCAGUCCGGACGCCAAUAACAAUCUCAUACAGCCGGAUAAUCGCGGAGCUGGACGAGACAUUUUUGCUCAAAGCAGACCGCCCGUACCCUCUCAAAUUCCAGAUUUUGACAGCAGAAACAGUUUUGUUUUACCUGAUAAUUCUGAACAACAGACGCCACCUUCUCAAACCAAGAAAUUGCAAAAUUUGUCACCUUCUGAGCUUCGUCGUGCGCUUGCGGAAGUAAAUAAAGAAAUAGACAAACUUUCCGCUCCUCUGCAGAACAGACAAAAUCCCGGAACACCGAAUGAACCAGCACGGAUGAGGAGUUCUAGGUCGCAGGGUGGACUCGAAUUAGGUUCAAUCGCCCAGCGGUUUACCGGAAGAACAGGAGCAGAUACAUCAUUUACGAAUGCUUUUGAAUUACCACAGUCAAGAUCCCCCUCCCCUGUUGGUUUGGCAGGUUCGACACCAUCUGCAGAAUCAGCGGCGCAGGACCCUCGUGGACCAGAAGGACAACAGUUCGUUUCAGGGGUUUCUCCUCAGAUUGACCCCUUGAAUGCUAUUCAGAGUGUGGGAGAAGGAAUACCGCUUGGAGUACCCCCCGCGAUACAAAGAUUUCCGGGAAAUUUCGGCAAUCAAUUUAUCGGUCAGGGUGUUCCAAUCCCCGGACGAGGUGGGGGGUUCCAGAAUCCGCUGACCCCUAGCUUUAUACAGAACCGAGGACUUCCAGGUGGUGUUCAAACGAAUCUCCCACCUAACUUUAUCAAUCCAAAUCGGUUAGAUAUCCCGGGAGGAAGAUUACCAAGGGGGCCCUUAAGGUCAGGCUUACCUGGCCGGAUAUUCAAUGUGCCAAAUACUGGUUCUGUAGAAAGAAGCAAUCGAGGAUUUAACGAACGAGAAUUCCAGUUUGGUCAAACUAGAGGACGCGAUUUAUCGCCAGAUAACCGUAUUCUGCGAGGAAGAGUUCCAGGCAACAGACAGCAACGCCCACGAAAUCCACCUCGUGAAAGGCAAGGCGGGAACAGGUCUCUUAACAGAGAUGUCAAUAGUAUACUUAACUCGGUAAGAGAACAGAGAUCACGUGAUAGAAAUCCAUUCGACUUCCGUCUCACGAGACAUUCUUCUGAUAGUUCAAGAAGACGAUCGACUGAUUCACGUGGGAGAAGGAGAUUACGAUUGAAUGGCGUGACGAUCAGACAACAUCGUCCAUCAGAUCGAGACAGACAUCGGAGAAGACAGAGAGGACGCAGUUCUCCUUCCGCUCGGAGACAGAACUUCCGGUUAUGGUGGUCAUAGUUCUGUAUAGCAGAAGACAAUUGGUGUGAUUGGUGUAUGUGUGUGGAUGGGUUCUCAUAUUCUAAUAUUUUUUGUUAUUGUAUGUGUUACUUUUUUAUAUUAAAUAUAUUUGAAAUAUA